CAUGGAAACAGUAAAACAGUCUUUUUCUGGAUUUUGGUCCGCACGUUAUCUUCUUUUCCCCUUCUUUUUUUCUGAAUAAAAAUCUUUUUUUAUUCGUUAUCAUAAGAAGUCCUACAGACAGUGGAAAAGAUUUUACUCGUGUAUUGGAAUUGACUCUCGGGAGAUCAAUUGGAUUUUGCCCAUUCAGCUAAUUAAUCAGGAGUGUUGAAUAAAAUGCGGGCGAUUUUGCGAUCGGUAAGACAAUUUAGGAAUGCUUGUUUUGUGGCUCAACGGAAUGGUCGGAUUGAUUCUAGAAGCCGGUCACUGUACAAACUCCCUAGUUCUAGUAUUGCUGAUAUUAGUAUCUGCAAGAAUCCAUCUUCUUUGAUACUCAGAUAUAUGAUAACUAAUGCUGCUGGAGUUGCAAGUAAAGAAGGGAACAGAGGAGGGCCUCUUGUAGAAUACGAAAGAAGAAUUGCCUCUGGUGACCUUUUUGAUGGGGAUGCUUGCCAGGUAGGCACAUUGCAAGAACUUCAGAGACUCUACGAUGAACUGAAUGAGAAAGCUGUAGAUUGCCGGUUGGACCGAUAUGCUGCUUCUGACAAAGCUGGAAGGAGUAGAUGGUUGUGGUCUCGCUUUAUUCCACAGUCGAGUUAUGCACCCGUGAAAGGGUUGUACCUCUAUGGAGGAGUUGGAACCGGGAAGACUAUGCUAAUGGACUUGUUUUUUGAUCGGUUGCCUUGCCAAUGGAGAAAGAAGAGAACUCAUUUUCACGACUUCAUGUUGAACGUCCACAGUAGAUUGCAAAAGCACAAAGGUGUGGCUGAUCCCCUUGAAGUUGUUGCUGGGGAGAUCUGCGAUGAAGCGAUCCUGUUAUGUCUUGAUGAAUUUAUGGUGACUGAUGUUGCUGAUGCAUUGAUUCUGAACCGAUUAUUUGGUCAUUUGUUUAGUAAUGGAGCUAUUCUUGUUUCUACUUCAAAUCGUGCUCCGGAUAAUCUUUAUGAAGGUGGAUUGCAGAGGGAUCUUUUCCUGCCAUUUAUUGCUACUUUAAAGGUGGCCAGCCACUUUUCAGUGAUUUGUUUUUUGCCCAUUUUCCAAGCAACAGAAAACUCGCGUUUGGAGGUCAAUUGUUUUGAUAUUUCAUUAUUUUUUUCGAAGUUGUUUCUAAUUGGCUCAUGUAGGAAAAAUGUGUAGCACAUGAAAUUGGUUCAUCGGUGGAUUAUCGCAAAAUGACUUCGGUAAAUUUUAGAUUUGGAGUUAUUAU
Messenger RNA from Cuscuta campestris, 1243 nucleotides. Lineage: Eukaryota; Viridiplantae; Streptophyta; Magnoliopsida; Solanales; Convolvulaceae. The record is from the annotation of a GenBank genome assembly.